CACACACAAAUCUGAAAAUCUCUCUCGUCCUCCGAAGGUCGAGUUUUGAGAGCGAGUGAGAGUUCUUCUUAUGUGGUUUUGUCUCGUCCACCCAAAGAAAAUCAUCAAAAAAUAAAUAAAAGGGAUCGAUUCACAAACUUAUAAAUUUCUCUGUCUUUUUUAUUUUUUAUAUUUCCGAAAAUUUUCCAUACACACAUCCAAUCUCGCUCGUCAGCACAAAUUAACAUUGGACUCUCAGUUCCCGAAGAUUCUUCUCUUUGGACUCUUAGUUUCCGAAACUUAUUAACCGUCUUUUCUUUGGUUUUUGGGUUUGCAUAAAAGUUGUCGUCACUUGUGGAUUUUGUCUGAGAAAUGAUGAUGUCAUGUCGGAAUAUAGACUUGGGUACGAGUGUUCUUGAUCAUUCUUGUAGCUCUUCUUCAACAAGUCGUCGAUUCUUGUUUGGGAAUUGUUCCAAGAAUGUUUGUAUGAUUGGUGGCAGAAGCUAUGCUGGAAAUUUGGUCUUUCUCCGGCGAGAUUUCGGUACUUGCAGAGCGGUUCCGGCUAAAUCCAAGGAGAAUUCUCUGGUCAAUGGUAUUGGUCAAGAUAAAACAGUGAUGCUCAAUCUGAGGCAAGAGUCACGAAAGCCGAUAUCUUUGGAAAAUCUGUUUGAGGUAGUAGCUGAUGAUUUGCAGAGGUUGAACGACAAUCUUUUAUCGAUUGUUGGUGCAGAAAAUCCGGUUUUGAUAUCUGCGGCUGAGCAAAUCUUCAGUGCUGGUGGCAAGAGGAUGAGACCGGGUUUGGUAUUCCUUGUAUCACGAGCCACUGCGGAAUUAGCUGGCUUAAAGGAACUUACAGUAGAACAUCGGCGUUUAGGUGAGAUCAUUGAGAUGAUUCACACCGCAAGUUUGAUACACGAUGAUGUGUUAGACGAAAGUGAUAUGCGAAGAGGAAAAGAAACGGUUCACGAGCUUUUCGGAACAAGAGUAGCUGUAUUAGCUGGAGAUUUCAUGUUUGCUCAAGCAUCAUGGUACUUAGCAAAUCUCGAAAACCUCCAAGUCAUUAAGCUCAUAAGUCAGGUAAUCAAAGAUUUUGCAAGCGGUGAGAUAAAGCAAGCAUCAAGUUUAUUCGAUUGUGAUGUCGAGCUUGAUGACUACUUGCUAAAGAGUUACUACAAGACAGCUUCAUUAGUAGCUGCAAGCACCAAAGGAGCUGCAAUUUUCAGUAAAGUCGAAAGCGAGGUCGCAGAGCAAAUGUAUCAGUUCGGAAAGAAUCUCGGUUUAUCUUUUCAAGUAGUUGAUGACAUUCUGGACUUCACUCAAUCCACAGAGCAGUUAGGGAAACCUGCAGCUAAUGACUUAGCCAAAGGUAACAUAACAGCGCCAGUGAUCUUCGCACUAGAGAAUGAGCCGAGGCUAAGAGAGAUCAUUGAGUCUGAGUUUUGUGAGCCUGGAUCGCUUGAAGAAGCGAUUGAAAUAGUUAGAAAUCGCGGUGGGAUCAAGAAAGCUCAAGAAUUGGCUAAGGAGAAAGGUGAGCUUGCGUUAAAGAAUCUGAAUUGUCUUCCGAGAAGUGGUUUCAGAUCGGCUCUUGAGGAUAUGGUGAUGUUUAAUCUUGAAAGGAUUGAUUAGCUUCAAAGGGUAUUUGGCAGAGGAAACUGUAACACUCUUUACUUGUUUCAAACUUCAAACACAGAUUUUUUUUUACUGUAUGUCACAAAGGAAAAUCAUGCUUAUUAUUGCAAAAUAAAAGUAACUCAUAUAUUUAGAUACA
This is a messenger RNA of Arabidopsis lyrata subsp. lyrata, 1747 nucleotides long. Its product is annotated as solanesyl diphosphate synthase 2, chloroplastic. NCBI's taxonomy places the organism in Eukaryota, Viridiplantae, Streptophyta, Magnoliopsida, Brassicales, Brassicaceae. The record is from RefSeq and is a predicted model, not a curated record. Bases 352 to 1605 code for a protein of 417 amino acids. The transcript is spliced from 6 exons. Gene Ontology annotation, biological process: isoprenoid biosynthetic process; plastoquinone biosynthetic process. Gene Ontology annotation, cellular component: chloroplast. Gene Ontology annotation, molecular function: prenyltransferase activity.